AUGCACAUUCAACAACGCAGUUGUCAGCUCAACGUUACUGCAACAGCGGUGACCGGACCUCAGAGCAAUGCUGAUUUGUUUGGUUUACCUGAGUGGGGUCCACAAGCGGAGACAGUUCCACAACAUGAAAACGUCUUGCUGUCGGAAGUUGAGAGCUGGCUGAUGGACAGUUGUAACCAAGCAGGGUUGGUUAUCCCGUUGCCUGAACCGUUAGCUCAAGACAAUGUGACAUUCGAUUUUGAAACCUUCCUGAAUGAUUGA
Molecule: messenger RNA, 261 nt
Organism: Eruca vesicaria subsp. sativa (arugula)
Lineage: Eukaryota; Viridiplantae; Streptophyta; Magnoliopsida; Brassicales; Brassicaceae
Source: the annotation of a GenBank genome assembly